Messenger RNA from Eptesicus fuscus (big brown bat), 3904 nucleotides. It is a transcript of the gene PIP4K2C, whose product is annotated as phosphatidylinositol-5-phosphate 4-kinase type 2 gamma. Bases 73 to 1338 code for a protein of 421 amino acids. Gene Ontology annotation, molecular function: phosphatidylinositol kinase activity. Gene Ontology annotation, biological process: phosphatidylinositol metabolic process. The transcript has 10 exons. NCBI's taxonomy places the organism in Eukaryota, Metazoa, Chordata, Mammalia, Chiroptera, Vespertilionidae. The record is from RefSeq and is a predicted model, not a curated record.
GCACCGCUUCCGGGGUCGGGAGCCCGAUCGCGGCCGGCUCCGGCUUCCCGUGGGUCGGGUACGCGGGAGGCCAUGGCGUCCUCCUCGGCCCCGCCGGCCACCGUACCGGCGAGUACAGCGGCCCCCGGCCAGGGUUUCGGCUUCGCCUCCAAAACCAAGAAGAAGCAUUUCGUGCAGCAGAAGGUGAAGGUGUUCCGGGCGGCUGACCCACUGGUGGGCGUGUUCCUGUGGGGCGUAGCCCACUCGAUCAAUGAGCUCAGCCAGGUGCCUCCCCCUGUGAUGCUGCUGCCAGAUGAUUUUAAGGCCAGCUCCAAGAUCAAGGUCAACAAUCACCUUUUCCACAGGGAAAAUCUGCCCAGUCAUUUCAAGUUCAAGGAGUAUUGUCCCCAGGUCUUCAGGAACCUCCGUGAUCGAUUUGGCAUUGAUGACCAGGAUUACUUGGUAUCUCUUACCCGAAGUCCCCCGAGUGAAAGUGAAGGCAGUGAUGGUCGCUUCCUUAUCUCCUAUGAUCGGACUCUGGUCAUCAAAGAAGUAUCCAGUGAGGACAUUGCUGACAUGCAUAGCAACCUCUCCAACUACCACCAGUACAUUGUGAAGUGCCAUGGUAACACGCUGCUGCCCCAGUUCCUGGGGAUGUACCGAGUUAGCGUGGACAAUGAAGACAGCUACAUGCUUGUGAUGCGCAACAUGUUUAGCCACCGUCUUCCUGUGCACAGGAAGUAUGACCUCAAGGGCUCCCUAGUGUCCCGGGAAGCCAGCGAUAAAGAAAAGGUUAAGGAAUUACCUACCCUUAAGGAUAUGGACUUUCUCAACAAGAACCAGAAAGUUUAUAUUGGUGAAGAGGAGAAGAAAAUAUUUCUAGAGAAGCUAAAGAGAGAUGUGGAGUUCCUAGUGCAGCUGAAGAUCAUGGACUACAGCCUUCUGUUGGGCAUACAUGACAUAGUUCGUGGCUCUGAACCAGAGGAGGAGGGGCCUGUGCGGGAGGAAGAGUCAGAGGGGGAUGGGGACUGUGGCCUGACUGGACCUCCUGCUCUGGUGGGCUCCUAUGGCACCUCCCCUGAGGGUAUUGGCAGCUACAUGCUUUCUCAUCGGCCCCUGGGCCCUGGAGAGUUUGAAUCCUUCAUUGAUGUCUACGCCAUCCGGAGUGCUGAAGGGGCCCCCCAGAAGGAGGUGUAUUUCAUGGGCCUCAUUGACAUCCUGACGCAGUAUGAUGCCAAGAAGAAAGCAGCUCAUGCAGCCAAAACUGUCAAGCAUGGGGCUGGGGCAGAGAUCUCUACCGUCCAUCCUGAGCAGUAUGCUAAGCGAUUCCUGGAUUUUAUUACCAACAUCUUUGCCUAAGAGACUUCGUGGUCACUGCUACUUUAUGUUCAAGGUGGUGGGGUUCUGAGAGCCUUGGGGGAAUUGCGGAUAUUCUGGUCACUAGUUCUCUUCCUCUGCUAAAUUCAGGCUACAGGCUCCUUUCUUCCAAAUAACUCCAUCUUAUUGAGUAGGCUCUUCCUGGCCCUCAGAAAUAUAUCAUCUUCUCUCCCCUUUGUCCAGUUUUCUCCCCUCUCUUUCUCCCCUUCAACAUGUCUGCUUGCUUCAUUAGAGUGUUACUGUUGAUUCUCUCCCAAGUGCCUUGAUUUUUGUAAAAUGUUCUGUUGUUUCUAUAAAAGUAGAAGAAUCUGGCGGGAGGGGGUUGUUUGCUGUCUUCAGGACCUGACUGGACAGAUGGAACUGGCUCAAGCAACUACUCUGGAUGCACUUUGUUCUGUGGGAUGAACACUAAGUGUCUGAAUUUUGCUGAUAACUUUAUAGAACUCACUGGGGCAUACCUGCUUCCUGGUAGGCCCUGGGAUGAAAGACUUUGAAGAUACUACGGGUGCAGGCAUGCACACAUGAUGAGAUAUGGCCAAUCUUACACACACAGGUGGGGUGGAGAGUGGUCAGCAGGCUUGCACCUCAUGGAGGUGGGAACUAAGAGGCCUCUUGUGAUUGAUUAUGUAGAAAACUGGAGAAAGUCUCUGUCAAGGAUGGACUCCUCUCUCCAAUCUCUUCCCUCACCCCACUUCGACCCUCACCUCUGUACUUCUGGACACAGGAGCCCAGAGAUGGGUGGCCAGAGUGUUCAAGGCCAGGUGAAGGUGUUCACUGCUGCUGUUCCUCCUCAAGACCACACACCCCUUCUGGCGCUGGAACCCUUCAGUGGAGGAGUGACCAGUUCUGUAGGCUGGGAUGAUAGGCCAGGGGUCUAAGGUUCAUCCCCCACGUUAAAUUUCUUUCCUUCAUGUCUAGCCAUCCCUGAGGUGUUAUUCCCAGGAGAAGGUAAUGUCUCUACCUGGGUCAACCCUGGACAUUUCAAGAGAAUGGAGGUCUCAAGUAUAGGAACCUCCUCUACCCACUGGAGGUGUGUGCCUAGCACACUUCCUUCCCCCACUCCUUCUCAAACCCUUUUACCAGUUGGAUUUGUUGUUCUGUUCUCUUCUACCCCAUCUUAUUGCUACUGUGUCUCCCAGUCAUCUUCACUCUCUAUUCCCAGAGAGGAAUCAGAGCUGUAACUCCAUCACCCAGCCUCCUCCAAAGACAGUGGACUGGAUGCAUGAUAUUCUCAGAAUGUAGAGGAUCCUGAUGCGCCCAGAUAGUGUCCUCCCCACCCUCCAGUGCCUUUGGGGCAAAGGCAGCCAUUCUUCUUGCUAUCCUCCAUACCCCUGAGGCUUCUACAUUUUAAAAAAUAUAUAAAGAUGGAUACCAGCAACUGGCCUGUGGGGAUGCAAAGAUUAUUUGCUCUGUAUCUGGCUGGACUGAUCUGUCUCACAAGAAGUCACGAGGUCAUAAAGAAGAAUUCCUGCCCUGGCUGAUGUGGCUCAGUUGAAGCAUCAUCCGAUACACCAAAAGCUUGUGGGUUUGAUUCCCAGUGAGGGUACAUACCCAGGUUGCGGGUUCGAUCCCUGGUCAGGAUGCAUAUGGAAGGCAACCGAUCAGUGUUUCUUUCUCCCUCUCCAAAAUAAAAGAAUAAAAGUAAAAACAACAACAACAAAAUCCCCUUCCCCCCUCCCCCUCCUCCAUCUUUGGCUCCAAAGUAAGUAACUAGAGGAGUCCCAGUUAAGGAUUGGGACUUACAAUACCAUCCUGCCCAGAGCCUACCUUUCCCCUGGUGAAUGCUCUAAGACUCCAUAACACCAGCAACCGUUGUUCUUUAGGAAUGGGUUUUCUGACCAUGUAGCUGAUGUAUCAUGAGCAGUGUGGUCUUCCAUUUGUUGCUUCUAAUUUUCAUCUUUUUUAUCAACUAAUACAAAAGAUAUUGUGUAUUUACUCCCAUUGCUGUCACUAUAUAGAAAUUAAAUUAUGGAAUCUAAAUCCCUCCACAGAAAUGCCUCUUUUUUUUUUUUUUUUUCCUUUUCAGAAGAAGCCUGUGCUUAGGAUUGCAGGGACCAGAUGACAAAAUCUGAUCUUUAAGAUGUUGAGCCCCUAAGUAAGGAUGUAGGUUUCUACUUAGAUGGCUGUGAACUUAAAAGGUUGUGAGGGCCCUAACCGGUUUGGCUCAGUGCACAGAGCGUCGGCCUGCAGACUGAAGGGUCCCGGGUUCGAUUCUGGUCAAGGGCAUGUACCUUGGUUGCGGGCACAUCCCCAGUGGGAGGUGUGCAAGAGGCAGCUGAAUGAUGUUUCUAACUCUCUAUUCCUCUCCCUUCCUCUCUGUAAAAAAUAAGGUAUAUAUAUUUUUUUUAAAAAAAGGUUGUGAGGAUUGUGGCCCUGGCCAGGUAGCUCAGUUGGUUAGAGCAUCGUCCCAAUACGCCAAGAUUGCAGGUUCGAUCCUGGUCAGGGCACAUACAAGAAUCAAUCAAUGAAUGCAUAAAUAAGUGGAACAACAAAUCAAUGUUUCUCUUCCUCUCUAAAAAUCAAUCAAUAAAACAAAGUUUUUAAGUUG